GUCUCUGUGUCUCUGUCUGUGUGACCCAUUCACUCUCUCACUCGCCAUUUCCAGUAAGAGAGAGUGACUUCACUUUCAAUCCCAUUUCAAAACCGCUCCUUCUCCUAAUUAUAAAUCUUCUCUCUUUCUCUUUUUCUCUCUCUUCUUCGUCUUCUGUUUUUUUUUUCUUUCUAAAAUGUAAAGAAAACAGUUUUCAAUCAGCAAAAUCUACAGUUUCAAUCUUUCGGAUCUUGUUGGUGUUGUGUGGAUCCUUGGAUCGUGAUCCUCUACUCAAUCCUCAUUCUGGUCGGUUCUCUUUCUGGGGUUUUAGAUCUCUUUGUUCUGUGCACUUCAAGUCGCUGCUUGCGUCAGUGGUGUUUCAGUGUCCUCCUUUUCAUGGCAUUUUGACUACCCUUUUGCCAGGUCUUCUACAUUGUCAUUUCACUCCUAUUUUCUUCUUCAAGUGGGCUAGUGUGAGUGAUGGAUCCAAUUAACAUUUUACCUGCUGAUGGGGUUGAAGUGGUUCACCAAAAUGGUGUUCAUGAUGAACCUUCAAAUUCUGGAGAGGAUGGUGGCGUUUCAUAUGAUUUAGACCCCAGUGUUCCUGAAACUGCAGCAACUGUAGCUCCAAAUGGGAACUUUGAUAAUUUUCAUCAGUCAGAUAGUGCUGCAUCUGAUAACUCAUUAGUGGCCGAAAUCAAAGAAUCAAAUGUCAACAUUGAUGGCACUAAUAUGACCAUUCCUAAGGAAGAGGAAGUGAAAAUAUCAGAUCAAACAAAGCAAUCAAGAGCACCAAAGGGUCUUGUCAAGAACAAGAACGCAAAGGCUCCAAGUUCCAGUGGUGUUCAUGCAAGUUUGGUGAAUAAGAGCCAAAUUGGAAAAGAUAAAGAAGCAUCUUCAUCUGUUUCAAAUGGUUCUUCAGCUUUAGACUCCCUCCCAAGACAGUCUAUUAAAGGCAGCAGAUCUUUCAAUGACCGGCAGACGCAAUUGUCCAAGCCUAAGCACCCUUCAAAGUCUGAUGCAGCAUCUUCUGAAGUAUCAGUGGAGAAGACAAAACCAAAAUCAUUGAGAAAAGGACCCAUUGAUAAAGUUCAAGGAGAAGGAGAAUCUUCCUUAAGUACCAACACAGACGAUUCCAAACCUCAAAGGGUGGGGACACUUCCAAAUUAUGGAUUCAGUUUUAAGUGUGGUGAAAGAGCUGAGAGGAGAAAAGAGUUCUACAAUAAGCUUGAGGAGAGAAUUCAGGCAAAGGAGGUGGAGAAGAGUAACUUGCAAGCAAAAACCAAGGAGACCCAAGAAGCCGAGAUUAAGAUGCUUAGGAAGAGUCUGAAUUUUAAAGCAACUCCAAUGCCAAGUUUUUACCAGGAGCCUGCUCCUGCUAAGGCGGAGCUAAAGAAGAUACCAACUACAAGAGCAAAAUCACCCAAGCUUGGUCGUAAGAAGAGUACAGCAAAUUCAGAGUCAGAUGGCAACAAUAGCAGCAGUUCACGACUAGCUCGUUUAAGUUUGGAUGAGAAAGUGUCAGAGAGUAAUCCCACUAAGGGACCUACUCCUCCUGUCCAUCAAAAGAAGCCGCAACGAAGAUCUCUUCCUGCUCGACUGGCUUCUGAAGGGAACAGUGUAUCAAAUUCAAGAACUGCACUGACUUCAUCCAAGGCAGCUAUCAAAGAUGAAAAGUCUUCCUUAUCUAGUGCUGCUAAAAAAGAUAACAACUUAACCAAUGCUACAGGAGAAGCCAAAACCAUGACGAUUGCAGCAAAUGAAGAGAAAAGUACCUUGUCCAGUGAAACAAGUGCUGUUAUGCCGCUGAAUUUGAUUCCUUCAGAUAAGCUAAGUGAAGAAGAGUCUCAUGUGAAUGGUGACAUAGCAGUCAAAGAGUAUUCUCAGCUCUCCUUGGAACAAGAACCUAUCGCGGCGGAGCGUUGAGCAAAACAGCAGGUUACUUUCUGAGAAUUUGAUUCAUCUGGUGAGAUAUUAUAGAAGCAUAUGACUGAGAUUAUUUGAGAAUGAAGAAGGCUUGCAGAUUUGCAUUAUGGUUUGUGUUGUCAAUUGUCAUCAUGAUGUCCAAGCAGCAUUGUUUCUUUAUGUGUUUACCGACUCUCAAUCUUGCCAGUCCAGUCCUCAUUCUCUUUCGUGCUUGCAGCAAUGUGUACUUAACAAUUUGCCUGGUUAUUCUAGUUGAUGUUAGUCUGGUAUAUGUGCAGCACUUGUCUGUUUAGUGAACAUUUAUUUGGAGGAAAAUUUUGAGAAAGUUUGCCAUCUGUUGAUAGUUCAAGGGCUUCUUGUUCAGGCCGUUACCUUAAACAAAUUUGACAUUGUCUCAUGUACAAGCUGUUUGUGUUGUGGACACCCUUCUAGCUGAAUCCAUAUGGAUCAAAUUCUGCUUUGUCGUACAGCUUUGGUUUGUCAUGGAUCAAAUUCUUCUGUUACUAUAAGAAUUCAGUUUCUGCUCCCAUUGGUAGUACAUUUUGGCUAUUAACCGUUCCUUAUGCACCCUGUGCAAUAAGGCCAUUAAGUACAAUUUUUCUUUCUCUA
Glycine soja is the source of this 2514-nucleotide messenger RNA. RefSeq names its product protein WVD2-like 5. The coding region runs from base 460 to 1905 and encodes 481 amino acids. The transcript has 10 exons. The record is from RefSeq and is a predicted model, not a curated record. Lineage: Eukaryota; Viridiplantae; Streptophyta; Magnoliopsida; Fabales; Fabaceae. Gene Ontology annotation, molecular function: microtubule binding.